AUGGCUCCCUCAGCCCAAGCUGCUGUUCCUGCACCUGCUGCAGACGGCAGCGAAAACAUGAACUUCAGCAAAGACGACGCCGCGUGGCUGGUGCGUCAGUUCGGCCGUUUCAGACCACUGCUGCAGACUCAAGAUGGCUGUCCUGACUUCCUCACGGAGUUAGGCUUGGGGGCUUUAUCUGCAGCCCCCGAAGCCCCAGUGCCGCAGGACGCAGACAGGAGCCGCCGGCUGCUGCAGUGGGCAAAUAGGCAGCACAAGGAGCGGCUGCAGCAUUUAAAACAGCUGGGAGCCGCACACUCGCGGUUCAUUCGCUCUGGUGCAAGGACUCAGAGGCGGAAGCGAACAAGGGGCUGCGAGCUGGGGGUUGAGAGCAGCAGCAGCAGCAGCAGCGAGGAAGAACCGCCCUCAGCAGCAGCAGCAGCAGCAGCAGACGAAAACAGCAAGCCCACAGCAGCAGCUCGUAGUAUCUCUGGGUCCGAAAACAGCGCCCAGCAGGCGUUUCCCGGUGCUGCUGCUGCUGCUGCUGCUGAGGAUGACGCCGAAGAGUGCAACGUGCUGCUGUUUUCUGCAUUUGAUUUAUUAUUUUGUUCGACGGCCACUUCGAAACAUUCAAAAGAGACUUUGCCGAGUUGUCUGCUGGACUUUGUCAGCGAAGCAAGGCAGCAGCAACUGCCUGCAGAAAGCCCCAGAAGGCUGCAGAAGCACAAGGAGGCAGCGCAUGCAGCAAAAGUCAGCAGCAGCAGCAGCACUAACAGCAGCGACAAAACGUCCGAAGAAGAUGCAGAAGUGGCGCAGUCUGCAGUGUGCGACGAGGCAGAGCUGCACCCCAUUCGGCAGCUGCAAGAGAGCGUUUUGAAUCUUCCCGAGCAAAACAAACAGACCAAAGAGAACCUGAUGCGGGAGCAGCUGAAGCUGCUGGCAGUGCGCUGGAAGUGCCUGCUGAUGAGCGGCUGGAAUGUGCUGGUGGCGGGCUGUGGCAGCAAAGGCCGCCUGCUGCGCGAGUUCGCCAGCAGCAUGUUAAGCGAUGGCUUUUGCUGCGUUUUAAAUGCUUACCAACGCGAGUUUAAACUGUCCCAGGCCCUGCAGGCCACAGCGCAGGUCAUUCGAGGCCACCUGCGCACGCAGAGUAAAUACACUGCAGCAGCAGCAGCCACAAUUCCUGCUGCGCAGACUGCAGCAGGCAGCAGCGCCUCGUGCGACCGGCUCAUCAAGGUGCGCCUAGUCUGCAGCGCCGACCACAUACAGCAUGCGCUGCUGCUGGACGCAGCAGAGCUGCGGGACUUCCGCUUUGUGUUCGAGACAGCUCACACUCGCCAGGACUACAGAGAUGAAGUGCUGAGCCGGUGGGGCUCCAUGUGCGGGUUCGUGCCUGGCUGGCUGUGGGCGGGAAGCAGAGUUCAGGGCGGCGGCAGGGGCGGCAGCAGCGUGAAUUUCGAAGUGGUGAUGCGAGGGUUGACGACGAACCACAAGCGGCUGCUGCGCUGCAUUGCUGAGUUGCAGCUCGCGCAGAUCGAGAGAAACGAAUCGCCCAUUGUGGCUCUCAGUGAUCUCGGCACUGAAACAAGCGGCAUGUCCUUGUCUUUGAGCCGACUGAAACUCAAAGAGCUCCUCGUGGAGGUCACUAGCCACGGGGCCGCUGUGCAGGCGCGAAAAAAUGGCCAGGAAGCUGUAGCUAUUCGCGCAAAUAAGGCUCAACUGCAAGAACUCCUUGGGCUUUUAGACAAAGCCGGACUCUGA
This is a messenger RNA of Eimeria tenella, 1737 nucleotides long. RefSeq names its product origin recognition complex subunit 2, putative. The coding region runs from base 1 to 1737 and encodes 578 amino acids. NCBI's taxonomy places the organism in Eukaryota, Apicomplexa, Conoidasida, Eucoccidiorida, Eimeriidae. Gene Ontology annotation, biological process: DNA replication. Gene Ontology annotation, cellular component: nuclear origin of replication recognition complex; nucleus. The record is from RefSeq and is a predicted model, not a curated record. Gene Ontology annotation, molecular function: DNA replication origin binding. The transcript has 10 exons.